Messenger RNA from Aspergillus nidulans FGSC A4, 1071 nucleotides. RefSeq names its product putative RNA binding protein Ligatin/Tma64. Lineage: Eukaryota; Fungi; Ascomycota; Eurotiomycetes; Eurotiales; Aspergillaceae. The coding region runs from base 1 to 1071 and encodes 356 amino acids. The record is from RefSeq and is a predicted model, not a curated record. Gene Ontology annotation, biological process: formation of translation preinitiation complex. Gene Ontology annotation, molecular function: translation initiation factor activity. The transcript is spliced from 3 exons.
AUGUUCAAGAAGAAGCCAACCAUCAAAAACCUCUCUCCACUGCGAUCCUCGGACCGGCGCAAAUUAGCUGAUCAGAUUAUCAGCGACUACAGGAUUGCGAUACCAUCGACGCCCGGUGAGGCUAGCGACGUCACUCCAACAAAUCCCGCACAACCAACCCUCACAUCCAUACGCAAUGCCCUCCUCCCCGAAAACUGCCUCUCUGCACGCUUCACAACGACCGCCGGUCCUGAUUUACGCGAAGUCCAAGGCACCGUAUACGUUGGCACCCACAGCGACGGCGACGAGCGAGUCCUCUGGUUCAAGAUCGAUCAAGGGCCCGGCGCUGAAAAACGUCUAUACCCCACCGUGUACAUGCUCUGGCAUAAUGCAAACAUCGUGCCAUUGCUCCACACACCAGAGUUUGUUAUGGGGAAGCUCCGGUCUGGCGCGGACCUGAUGACUCCGGGCCUGGCAAAUGAGCCUCCGUUUGAUGAGCGCGCAGUCAAGGGAGCAGUUGUCGCGGUGGCGAGCUUGGAUAGGGUGGCUGUGCCGUUGUUUGUGGGGGUUUGCGAAAUUGAUGUUUCUGCUCUUGGGGAGGUUCAGGGGACAAAGGGACAUGCUGUACGGGGUAUUCAUUGGGAGGGGGAUGAGUUGUGGGCGUGGAGCCCGUCCUCGAGACCUGGUGUUCCUGCUCCAGAGUAUCUGGAGGGGUGGGAUGAGGUGGAGGAAGAGAGAGAAGCUGGUAUUGAGGAAAAGGUUCAAGGGCUAGAGUUGGAAGAUAAAGAUGGUCAGGAAGUCGAAGCAGACGCUGCAGAGCCUGCUCAUGAAGCGGCGGAAGAGCCGAUUGCCGAGAAAGAGCCUACAACGAAAGAAAUCGAUGAUGCAUUCGAAAAGGCCUUUCUUUAUUCUCUAUACAAACUAAAGCAGGACAACCCAUCAACACCCAACCAUGGCCUGUCUCUCCCUAUCUCGCCGUCAGCAUUCAUGGCAAACAUGAUCACCCCGUAUCUCCCUGUAUACACCGCACAGCAAGCUCAGUAUUACCAAAUCAAGAAAACAAGCUGGAAGAACGUGAAGAAGUUCCUUUAG